This is a messenger RNA of Eptesicus fuscus (big brown bat), 1251 nucleotides long. RefSeq names its product zinc finger protein 772-like. Gene Ontology annotation, biological process: negative regulation of transcription by RNA polymerase II. The record is from RefSeq and is a predicted model, not a curated record. Lineage: Eukaryota; Metazoa; Chordata; Mammalia; Chiroptera; Vespertilionidae. The transcript is spliced from 6 exons. The coding region runs from base 22 to 1251 and encodes 409 amino acids. Gene Ontology annotation, molecular function: DNA-binding transcription repressor activity, RNA polymerase II-specific.
AACAACUAUGGGCUGCAGGAUAUGAACUUUGAGGACGUGGCCAUUGCCUUCUCUCAGGCAGAGUGGGAGGUCCUUGAUGAGGCUCAGAAACAUCUGUACUGUGAUGUGAUGCUGGAAGUGUUUGCACUUGUAUCAUUCGUAGUUCCAGGGUGGUUGCCGCGGAACUCACUGGGCGGCGGUCUCAGCGAAGCUCCAGUGCACCCGGUGCGCGAUGGCGGGCUGGUCCGAGGUCAUUGCGGCGGCACUCGGGUCUGCAGCGGCAACCAGUCACCGGGUCCUUGGCAUAAAAUGGAUGAUGUGGAGGCCUAUUCUGAGCACAAUGUAUCUGUAGGAGAUUCUCAUGUUAGGGCUUCCAAGACAGCUCAAGCCACUCAGAGGACCCAUCUGUGUAAGCCGUGCUUCUCAUUGUUAAAAGAUAUUUUGCACCUGAGUGAGUUACAAGUCGCAUACUUUCAGAAGAAUGUGUUCUUAAGUGAUGCAUGUGUGAGAGACUUGUGUUUCAGUGCAAACCCUCACCAGCAGCAGAAGGAUGCCUGUGGAGGGAAGCCCUGGACAGAAGAUAUGGAGAGUGCCUCGCUUGCGACAAGUUGCUGCUUCUACUUAUCUGGGGUGCCUGAAGCUAGUACUGAGGUUGGGGUAGACUCCCCAGCCAUCUCAGGGCUUCUCCAGCACCAGGCCACUCUUAACACUGAGGAGCCACACAUUAACAAUGAGCUUUCACAGGAAUUUCUCAGUGGAAAAAGACAUCACCAGUGGGUUGAAUGUGAAACAGCUGUCAGCCAUAAACAGAAAAUUGCUUAUCAGAAAGGUCUCUGCUCUGGAGAUAUGAUUAAUGAGAAUAAUAAAUGUGGGAAAGUGGGUAUACAAAUCUUCAACCACCUACAACAUGGGAGAGUUCACACUACGGAAAAGCCCUACGAGUGUACUGAUUGUGGGAAGGUCUUCAGUGAAAUCGCUGCUCUCAUUAAACACAACAGAGUUCACAUUAGAGAAAAUCAGUAUAAGUGCAGUGACUUCGAAGGUAUGGCCUCACUGUACAUCACAGAGUUCACACUGGAGAAAAGGCAUAUGAGUGUAUUGAAUGUGGGAAGUCCUUCAAUCAAAGAUCUCACCUCACUAUACACCACAGAGUUCACACUAGAGAAACGCCAUAUAAGUGUAGUGAAUGUGUAUGAAUUACACAAGCCUCAGCAAUGUUUAGGGAUCCUGCUCUCCAUGUGCUGCAAAGGAGACAUGUGCCAGGAAGUGUGA